AUGGCCACUGACCUCGCCAUGAGCGCAGAUUUGCCCAACAGUCCUUUGGCCAUAGAGUAUGUCAACGACUUCGACCUCAUGAAGUUUGAGGUGAAGAAAGAACCCCCUGAGGCGGACCGGUACUGCCAUCGGCUGCCGCCCGGUUCUCUCUCCUCCACGCCCAUCAGCACACCUUGCUCUUCAGUGCCUUCCUCGCCUAGUUUCUGCGCUCCCAGUCCUGGGGCUCAGCAAGGCCAAAGCCUCGGUAACGGCGUUAACAACAAUGGCAACGGCGGGAAUAAUAACAACAACAAUCAGAGUUCCUCUGGCAAAGCGCAGCUGGAGGAUCUUUACUGGAUCCCCAAUUAUCAGCACCACAUCAACCCGGAGGCGCUCAACCUCACACCAGAGGACGCAGUGGAGGCGCUCAUCGGCAACGCUCACCACCACCAUCAUCAUCAUCACCAACCGUACGAGAGCUUUCGGGGCCAACAGUAUGUCGGCGAGGACUUGACCACAGCCUCCAGCGGCCACCACCACCCGGUGCAUCACCAUCAUCACCACCACGCACACCAUGCGCAUCAUCCUCACGCGCGCCUGGAGGACCGGUUCUCAGACGAGCAGCUUGUCAGCAUGACGGUACGCGAGCUCAACCGUCAACUACGGGGGUUCAGCAAGGAGGAGGUCAUUCGUCUGAAGCAGAAACGGCGGACCCUGAAGAACCGGGGAUAUGCACAGUCAUGCCGAUACAAGCGCGUGCAGCAGCGGCACAUGCUAGAGAGCGAGAAGUGCACGCUCCAAAACCAAGUGGAGCAGCUGAAGCAGGACAUCGCGCGCCUUGUCAAAGAGCGGGACCUCUACAAGGAGAAGUACGAGAAGCUCGCGAGCCGAACCUUCAACGGCGGUGGAGGCGGCGGGAGCAACAACCGGGACCCGUCCAACGGCAAUCACGGAAAAACCACCUCAUCAGAGUUCUUCAUGUGA
Molecule: messenger RNA, 963 nt
Organism: Chanos chanos (milkfish)
Lineage: Eukaryota; Metazoa; Chordata; Actinopteri; Gonorynchiformes; Chanidae
Gene: mafaa
Product: MAF bZIP transcription factor Aa
Exons: 1
Coding region: 1-963 (320 amino acids)
Biological process (GO): regulation of transcription by RNA polymerase II
Cellular component (GO): nucleus
Molecular function (GO): RNA polymerase II cis-regulatory region sequence-specific DNA binding; DNA-binding transcription factor activity, RNA polymerase II-specific
Source: RefSeq, a predicted model, not a curated record